CUGUGCCCACCGAGGUCAGUGCUGCUGGUCGCUGCUGCUCCUUUCAGGAGAGCACACCCAGGCAAGGGAACGCUGGGGAAAAGGGAACUGCUUCCCGAGCCCUGCUGGGGCUGGGGCGGUGGUGGGCUGGGAUGCCACUGCUGCUCACAGGCCAGAAACCAAGCUCCCAAGGAGGAGCAGGGCUGUGUUUUAUGCCAGGAGCCUGGUGCUCCCUGCCCAGAUGAGCAAACCGUGCCUUGCCCUCAAAGAGCAGCUACCCCAGAGGCUGCCAGGAGCGUGCGAGCAGGUACCUCUCUCCUCUGGCUCUGCACCCUGGAGAUGGCAGCACCCAAGGUCGCAGUGGUUGGUGCUGGAGUCAUUGGCCUGUCCACAGCCCAGUGCAUCACGGAGACCUGCCCUGGCUGCUCCCUCACUGUCCUUUCAGACCAGUUCAGCCCCAACACAACGAGUGACGUGGCAGCUGGGAUGCUCAUCCCUCACACCUGCCCAGGCACACCCCCCCACCUGCAGAAGCAGUGGUUCAGAGAGACCUUCACGUACCUUUUUGCCAUCAGCAGCUCAGCAGAGGCCUCAGAGGCUGGUGUCCACCUGGUCUCUGGAUGGCAAGUCUUUAAAAACCCUCCCAAGGAAGAGCUGCCUUUCUGGUCAGAUGUUGUCCUGGGAUUUCGACCCAUGUCCGAAGCAGAACUCCAGAAGUUUCCUCAGCACCAGUUUGGUCAGGCCUUCACGACACUGAGAUGUGACUGUCCCCCCUACCUGCAGUGGCUGGAGAAAAGGUUGAAAGCAACUGGUGUCCAGAUGCAGACCAGGAAAGUUGCAGACCUGUGGGAGCUGCACAGUGAAUAUGACGUUGUUGUCAACUGUGCAGGCAUUGGAGCCCACCAGCUGGUGGGGGAUGAGAAGCUCUUCCCCGUCAGGGGACAAGUACUCAAGGUUGAUGCUCCUUGGGUGAAAAACUUCAUCCGUGAUGGGGAUGGUUUAACCUACAUCUACCCAGGGAUACACAGGGUGACCCUGGGGGGAACCAGGGAAAAGGACAACUGGAGUCUGUCUCCUGAUCCUGCUGCUACCAAAGACAUCUUGGAGAGGUGCUGCUCUCUUGAGCCCUCCCUGCGAGGAGCUCAGGAGAUCAAGGUGAAGGUGGGUCUGAGGCCAGCCAGGCAGAGUGUGAGGCUGCAGAGAGAGGUCUUGAGCCAAGGAGGAGUUAAGCUCCCGGUGGUCCACAACUAUGGGCAUGGGGCAGGUGGCUUUUCAGUGCACAGGGGCACAGCCAAAGAGGCUGCUCGCCUGGUGGGAGAAUGCAUUGCUGCCCUGCAAGUCUCCUCAUCGAGGGCCAAGCUUUGAAUCCCAGAGGCUGCUGUUACAUUCCCAACAGGCUAGUGUUGCAUCUCCUAGGAGCACCUUUGGAUUUUUGUUCCCUUCUGGGAUAGAAGGAACCUAAGGCAACAGCUUGUGCCAUUGCAGAUGUUCAGCGGUAUCUCACCUGGCUGCCAGUUGCCACCUUGGAGAGGCAUGAUGGGUUGAUCCAGUGUUAGUCCAGCUGUUCUUCUCCUCCAUCUGGCAUUGCUUCUGUCCUGGGCAUUGGAGGAGGGGAAAUUGAGGUGAGACACAAGGAGGAAAUUCUGGAGUGUGAGGGUGGUGAGAGCCUGGCCCAGGUUGCCCAGGGAAGCUGUGGCUGCCCCAUCCCUGGCAGUGUUGAAGGGCAGGUUGGAUGGGGCUUGGAGCAACCUGGUCUGGUGGGAGGUGUCCCUGCCCUUGCAGGGGGUUGGAACUCCUAUGAAAUCUGAUCUAGCACUGCCCUGGCUCCUGCCAUCUUGCCAACCACCUUCACCAUUUCCCGUGUGAUUCCCAAGGAAGAGAAAGCCCCAGGCAGUGCUGCAGGGCAGUGUUCAGGUCAGCUCUCCCAGCAAGCCGUGGCAGGUCACUGCCAAGCACAUUGUAAGAGCAGAUCUGGGAGGUGCUCACUGCAGGACCUUGUAUGACACCCAGGAAACUCCCAAGUUUCUGCAAGAGGAGGUGGCCCCCUGGGAGCUACACUUUUGUGCAUCUUUCUUCAUGCUUGUUUGUAAAGAUCUUUUCUUUCCAACCCCUGUGAUUUUGCACUCAGACACAGAUUAUUCCACCACCCCCCCCCCCCCCGCCCCAACAGCAGCAUUGACAUGUCCUGUGUUCUACAGCAGAAGGUUUUUCAGGGUGGGCUUGGGGAUCCAGCAUCUCCUCUCCUUGCCUCAGCUCUGGCUGCUGUCCUUCAGCAGCUGAUGCCAAUAAAUCAGCAACAAACCAGCAAGGAUCUUAACACCAGCUUCAGUUUCACAUGGGAGAGGAGGGCCAGUUGAGACAAGGUAAACACUCUUAAAGACAAAUCUGUCUGUAACUGGAGGUGAGUGAGCUCCUCUGCUGUAAGGAAGCUGAGCCAGGGGCUGAGCUGAGCUUCACCCCCUCAGCAGUACAAGCCCUCUGCUGUGGAUGGAGACCCACCCUCAGCUCACUCCCCAGAACAGGUCUGACUGUUGGUGAUUAAACCACUUGUGACAUCUGAAAUGGCUCAUUCAAGACCCUUGGCAGCCACUUUAGACUAGGUUGGUGUUUGUUUUUAUUUCUCCUUAGAAAGCACAUCUAAAUUCUUCCCAGAAUUCACAUGAUUAAAAUGAGCUGAUCAAUAAAGUUCUAGUCAUGGAGCAAA
Apus apus (common swift) is the source of this 2683-nucleotide messenger RNA. It is a transcript of the gene DDO, whose product is annotated as D-aspartate oxidase. The record is from RefSeq and is a predicted model, not a curated record. The coding region runs from base 319 to 1344 and encodes 341 amino acids. NCBI's taxonomy places the organism in Eukaryota, Metazoa, Chordata, Aves, Apodiformes, Apodidae. Gene Ontology annotation, molecular function: D-amino-acid oxidase activity; FAD binding. The transcript has 5 exons.